Capsella rubella is the source of this 831-nucleotide messenger RNA. RefSeq lists its product as uncharacterized. Bases 1 to 831 code for a protein of 276 amino acids. The transcript is spliced from 5 exons. The record is from RefSeq and is a predicted model, not a curated record. NCBI's taxonomy places the organism in Eukaryota, Viridiplantae, Streptophyta, Magnoliopsida, Brassicales, Brassicaceae.
AUGAGUGUAUUUCCUAGAUUUGUAGACUGGAACAGCCAGAGCGUAGAAGAGCCUCUUAAGGGCGAGUCCAAGAGAUCUGAAAAUGCUAAAUCUGAUUCAGUGUCAGAGGAAGAUAGUAAAUGGAUAGCUUAUUAUGACAAAGCGGAGGCAAAGAAGCAAGGAAAUCUUUGGAGAGCUGCAGAGAAGAAGAAACCUUGGUAUGAUGCUCCUGCUAAGGUGAAGGUGACAAGAAAAAAGGGUCUUUGCCACAUGCACAUAGAAUUGACAGUGGGAUUGCCUCCUGAAGGGGUCUACGAUUUGUUUGCUAAUCCAGACAACUUUCCAUUCUUCAGGAUCGAUAACGAGACUGGCCGCGAACUUUUGCAAAACAAAUCAAGAAAGAUUUUGAUGAAAGAUGGACCGAGCGAGGUCGUGCGGUUGGAGAAAGCUCUGACCUGGGAAUUUCUUGGUUGGUCUGGAGCUUUUCCCUUUACUCUAAUUGCUGAUGAAAACCAAAAAAUAUUUACAGCAAAAUAUAAUAAAGAGAAAAUGAUGUUCAUGAAAGUUUUUAAGGGUAGUUGGAAAAUAGAGCCAUUAUAUGUAGAUUCAGAACGCUUGUGCAAGGAGAGAGAGCCAAAGAGUCGAGAAGAAUACAAAAGAUGUAGCCGCGGACAAGGAAAGGUUGCAUCAAAAGUGACAAUGGACCAAUACUUCCAACCAUAUUUUCCUCUUAAUCUACCACCCAUUUCUUGGUUCAUUCGUUGGAUCACCAUUAAAACCACUAAGAAACUGCUCAAAUUGAUUCAAGAUGCAAGUAUCAUGUACCGAGACACGUCCCCCACUGAACUUUGA